This is a messenger RNA of Engraulis encrasicolus (European anchovy), 1669 nucleotides long. RefSeq names its product protein phosphatase 1 regulatory subunit 36. The record is from RefSeq and is a predicted model, not a curated record. Gene Ontology annotation, biological process: negative regulation of phosphatase activity. Gene Ontology annotation, molecular function: phosphatase binding. The transcript has 11 exons. The coding region runs from base 122 to 1435 and encodes 437 amino acids. NCBI's taxonomy places the organism in Eukaryota, Metazoa, Chordata, Actinopteri, Clupeiformes, Engraulidae.
UGCCUAGACGAUGCUUGUAAACAAAAGAGAACCUGUCAUGGCGAGGCUUUGGAUUUCAGCGCAUGUGUUUUUCUCUUGAUAUGAAGAUGCUUCUGUGUGAAGAAGGCGCUUUGUUUUGAAAAUGCCAGAAUCUGUGACAGAAACGGUAGAACUAGUAGACGUCCCUCCUCCGGGGAAGUGGUCAUGGAAUGAUGAGACGCAGGCCCUUGAAUUCACCUGUUUCAACGCAGCUGAUGAUGCCAAGGACAAAAGAAGAAAGAGGGCAUUGCAAGAAGAGGCACCCAAGCGCCAAGAGAGACACCCUAUGGGUCAGGCGGGCGGGUUCGGGCAGCGACGGAAGACCGGGGCCGCAGUGCGCACGGCACUUUUUGUGGCGCGUCUGAAACGCGCUGUAAGGACCCAAGUCACUAUCCAGAAUGUAAAACAGGUUGCACUGAAUUUGCUGGAGGAGAAUGAGGCCAUUCGAGUACCACACUCUUUUCUGUCAUUGAUGAAGUGUGCAGAGCUUGAUAACUUUUUGGGUGCUCUGCUACUUUAUCUAUCAUGUUACUUUGAGAAGAAAAGUUGGGAAGCAAAGAAGGAAAGAAAUCCACUGAUGGCUGAACCCAGCCUGACGGAGAAGCGUCAGACGGAGGAGGCCUGUGCGAAGGUGGGGCUGGCCCAGAAGCAGCUGGCCAUCCGCUACUCCUCCCUGAUCCUGGGCCUCGGACGCUCAAACAAGCACCACCACAUGGCAUGCGGAAGGGGUAAAAUGUCAGCGACGCACAAGGACAGGCAACUGUAUGAGGUCCUGUACAAGUUCUCGUGCUACGCAGCGUGGGUGACCUUCACUAGGAAGGACAUGCAGGGCAUCCAGGAAGAGAUCAGUCGCCUGCUGCGCUCCGACACCUUCAACCCCACUGUGAAGCUCAAGAACCAGCCCAGCCCGGCGGAGACCGAGACCCAGGAGCCCAGUGCUGUCAAGAGGAAGUCGCAGCGGCGGCCGGCGUUGAGCAGGAUCAUGACCCAGCGCUCCCCAAUCAUGGUGUCCCUGCUGCCCACCCCACAGGAGGACGCGCCCCACCUCUUCCAGAGGGCCCCGCCCCCAGAGCAGUCCAACGCACCGCCCCUCGUCAACAUGGACAAACUGGUGGCGCAGCUCAGCAGGCAGCUGACCAAUAUGAAUUUUGGCAUCAUCGGUAAGCCGCUGGCCCACUUCAGCCCCACCACGCUGAUGCCCCACUGUACGGUGGAGGGGACCGGGGAGGAGGAGGAGGCCGGCGGCGGCGGCGGCGGUGGUGCGAGCAGUGGCAGUGGCAGCUCUGCCCCCAGCUCCCCCAUAGCCUCCAUGAGGGCCAGGGCUGCCUCCAGCGUGGCCAGCGCCAGCCGCGCCAACACUGCCAACACUGCCACCACCCGGGCCACCACCGAGGGACCAUCCUCAGACACUGAAUAGUAGCAGCAGUAGUAGUAGUAGUAGUGUGUGUGGGUGGGGGGUGGGGCAGAGCCUGCAAAGCUACCGUGUGUGUGUGUGUGUGUGUGUGUGUGUGUGUGUGUGUGUGUGUGUGUGUGUGUGUGUGUGUGUGUGUGUGUGUGUGUGUGUGUGUGUGUGUGUGUGUGUGUGUGUAUGUUUUGGCUGUCCAUAAUUAUUCUGAAUUAAAAAUAACCAGCAAUGAGCAUUUUAAAUUAA